UACAACAAAUAAAAUGAAAUAGAAAAUCGAUUUACAAUCUUUUUCGCACACAUAAACAAUAACUAACCUAAAAGCGACCUCUCAGAACGACAAUUGUUCUUCAUAUAAUGAGCACUUAUGCAAUUUUAAACGGCUAUAGCCGUCAAAGCAAUACAAGAACAGACAUGCAUAAAAUUGUACACGUGUUUGAAUAUGCGCCUUUCACGGGGCAUUUUUCUGAUUGGCGUAUGUUCCAGCAGGACAUUUAGUUGGC
Messenger RNA from Acanthoscelides obtectus, 253 nucleotides. The record is from the annotation of a GenBank genome assembly. NCBI's taxonomy places the organism in Eukaryota, Metazoa, Arthropoda, Insecta, Coleoptera, Chrysomelidae.